Messenger RNA from Bactrocera latifrons, 1191 nucleotides. Its product is annotated as putative gustatory receptor 39b. Gene Ontology annotation, cellular component: membrane. The record is from RefSeq and is a predicted model, not a curated record. The coding region runs from base 1 to 1191 and encodes 396 amino acids. The transcript is spliced from 4 exons. Lineage: Eukaryota; Metazoa; Arthropoda; Insecta; Diptera; Tephritidae. Gene Ontology annotation, biological process: sensory perception of taste.
AUGGGAAUAGUCGAAGAGUUGUCAUGCCUAUACAACGACGCGACAGAAGACGAUGCUGAACACACAUUCUUUGAAUGUACGCUGGCAACGAGAACGCACCGCCGUAGAAGACGUAUUCGACCCAAUAAACGCGAACAAUUUAAUCAGCGUCAUGUCGCGUUGACGCUAUGCGUGGUUUACGUGCACGGCUUACGCGGCUGUGGCGGUCUGCCAACGCUGGUGCUCACUUGGGUGGCCAGCGUCAUACUCUUCAGCCUGCAAGUGCUCACCAAUCUGCUGAUACUUAUGGAAACCGUACGCCGCCGUGCGCAACACGCCGCCUUUCUGCAGAAUCUCGCGGCGAUUGAGGACGCGCUCAAGCUGCGUUUGCAUGUGAAUGUGCAAAAACGUGCGCUAUUGCAUGAAUUACACUGCCUGAUCGGCUGUUUUGCGUUUUGCUCACUCGUUGGCCUGCUGCUCUUCAUUCUAAGCACACAUUGGUUGAAUUACAUUGGCUUCUUCUGGCAUGGACUCUGGUCCAUACUAACAAUGCGUGUACGUAUUAUACAAUUGUUGUUGUACGUGCGCAUCUUGCUACAUUAUAUGGAGUGUCUCUACGCAAAAUUGCGUGAAAUUGUGGCCUAUCGCUUGGCGUCAGCGGAGUUGCUGCUCGAUAUCAACUACGUUAGAUUGGCUUCGUUGGACUCGCUGUUGGCCGUCAAGGAGACUUACACGCUGAUUUAUGGCGCGUUUCAUAUGCUUAACCACUUUGCCGGCUGGUCACUCUUUGGCAUUGUCAAUUGUUAUAUGUUUGAUGUGAGCUGCAAUGUAUAUUGGACGCUGCUAAGUUUGGAUGGUUACCAGAAUAGGCGCUACUAUUACGUGGCGGGGCCGGUGGCGUUGCUGCCGUUGCUCGCAAUCAUUUGCUAUUUGUGUUUUUUAUGUGAUAGAUGCCAGGAAUUGGCGCGUCGCAUCACUUUCCAACUAAACAAACUGAAAAUGUUGCGUACAAAGCAGUCGCUGACGCCAUAUCGGCUGGUCUUGCAACAAAUUUCCGCACAAAUACAACUACAACAAAUUGAAGUAACGGCACAAAACUUUUUCGUCUUGGAACUGCGUCUAUUGAUGACCAUCUUCUCUGUGACUUCAACAAAUUUGGUAAUACUGGUGCAAUUUCUUUGCUUGGAGCUGGAGUUGUUGAGCUUAUCUUGA